This is a messenger RNA of Salvia miltiorrhiza (redroot sage), 2126 nucleotides long. RefSeq names its product protein SICKLE. The transcript is spliced from 3 exons. The record is from RefSeq and is a predicted model, not a curated record. Gene Ontology annotation, biological process: miRNA processing; mRNA splicing, via spliceosome. NCBI's taxonomy places the organism in Eukaryota, Viridiplantae, Streptophyta, Magnoliopsida, Lamiales, Lamiaceae. The coding region runs from base 801 to 1961 and encodes 386 amino acids.
UGCGACUUAAAAAAAAGGGUAAGAAGAAGAAGACGACGAAAGCAAAAUCCCCAAUUCCGAAAAACCAAACCCUAAACUCCUCCCUCCCUCAUUCCAAUCCGUCAACUUCCUUCAAUUCUUUCACAACUCAAGAGACAUUAAAUUAAACCCCAAAACAGAUUCUUUACACCAACCGCCGCGCCGAAUUCGCGACUUAACUCGUCGCCGCCAAGGCCUCCCAGCGGCGAGUCAUCCUCGCGGCCAACAGCCAUCUCCUAGCCGUCGCCGUCGUUGCCGCAUUUCGACCACCUGCCGGAAGUUUCCGUCGCCUAGGCUCGCGACAGCAAGCUGCCUCCGACUCAAGACUACGACAGCAAAACUUUCAAUCCAACCCCUCUCCUGACUCGUCCUCCACUCGUCCAGCCGCAAGGCUUAACUUUGUCGGGACUCACCACCUCUACAGACUCAAUCGACACGGCCACAAGCAUCAGUCAGAAACAAUUGUAUUCCCUAUUCCCUUUUUCUAUUUCUUAUUUAUUGUUUCAGAAAUUAUGUGAACAUGUGUUGGGGAAUUAAGAGUAGAAAAAUGGUUUAUGUCGUAGGUGUUUGAGGGUUGAAUUUAUACAAAACUUGAAGUUUCUAUUGUUUAGUGCAAUGUGUGCAUGUCUGUGAAAAUUCUGUAUUGUAAUACAUGUUGUGAAGCAUGGAAAUUUAUUAUUGUCCUCCAAAAAUUUAUGAAAGAGUCUACCGGUGGGUGUGAUGAAGAUGAUUUGAAUGUGCACUGACAAGCGGAUUGAUUCAUUUUUAAGCAUUGUGCGAUAAUGGAGGAGUCUCAGAAAAGAAGGGAAAGGCUGAAGGCAAUGCGAAUUGAAGCUGCUAAUACAGCAGUUAAUGCCGACACUGAUAGUUUAUUGGCAUCUGGUGGCCUUUCAAACCCUCUUGUUGAAGGAGAAAGCACUUCCAUUCCAACUAAAUGUUUUUCUCCAAGAUUUGAUUAUUAUACUGACCCUAUGGCAGCAUUCUCUGGAAGUAGGAGAGAUAACAUCACUCCUCAGGUCUCACACGGACACUUCAACAUGCUCCCGAGACCUACACAUCAAAAUAUGUCUCCAGGACCUACAUAUCAAGGUAUGACUCCGAACCAAUCAUAUCAACCUCCCGGUGUUAACCAUCCUGAUCAAAGGAUAUUCCAAGCACCGGGAGCAAAUUUCAAUCAGAGUCCUCUUGGGCGACCAAUGGAAUUGGCAGGCAGACCACAAGGUAAUCCUCCACAUCAAAAUAUGACUCCGGGACCUACAUAUCAAAGUAUGACUCCAAACCAGUCAUAUCAACCUCCAGGUGUUAACCGUCCUGAUCAAAGGAUAUUCCAAGUGCCGGGAGCUCAUUUCAAUCAGAGUCCUCUUGGGCAGCCGAUGGAAUUGGCAGGCAGACCACAAGGUAAUCCUCCAAAUGCCUGGGGUGGACCAGGCGCCCUUAACUAUACAAGCCCAUCAAACAUGUCAAGAGGUAGGCAUUUUGGUAAUCGUAGCUUUGGACAAGAGGAUCAUCCUUAUUAUGGUAGAGGCAGAGGUCAGAACUACUACAGUAGUAACCAUGCAUCAGGGCAUGGAGGAAGCAGGCAUCCUGAGCCUGGUAGAGGCAGGGGUCUGUCACUUGGUAAUAGCACAACUCCAGGUUCAAGAAUGAGUGGCAGGAGAGGAGGGUCACAUGAGUAUGUUUCAGCAGAAGAGCGACCAGAUUUGUAUUAUAAAAAGGAAAUGGUAGAAGAUCCAUGGAAGAUGUUGACUCCUAUUAUUGCGAAGGAUACUCACGCACAAGACACUGAUAAGUCCUGGCUUCCGAAAUCCAUUACUAUGAAAAAAGCUAAAGUUUCUACUGAAGAUCCACAGACAUCAAUUUCUCAGCAAAGCCUUGCUCAAUACCUGGCUUCUUCAUUCAGCGACUCAACUGAUGAGCCCGUUCACAACGAGCCGAGUACAUGAAGGAUUUUUUUCUGAUAAUCCCCUAAUGUUGCUAUUCAGUUUCCAACGUCUAGGAAACUAGAAAGUUUUGUAACUAUCAGGCCAGAUGUAUACCGGAUUCUAUUGCUGAUUCUUAGAUGUCAGAUUUUCAGUUUGGCUUAUAAAGUGAUAUUAUAAUUGAGUUCA